This is a messenger RNA of Dovyalis caffra, 612 nucleotides long. Lineage: Eukaryota; Viridiplantae; Streptophyta; Magnoliopsida; Malpighiales; Salicaceae. The record is from the annotation of a GenBank genome assembly.
AUGUUUGCAGCAGAGAAUGGCCUCAAAGGUGACCCAAGACUACAAGGCAUCUCUGAAGCUAUUAGAGUGGUGCCUCACUUUCCUAAACAAGGGAUAAUGUUUCAAGAUAUAACUACUUUAUUGCUAGAUCAUAAAGCUUUUAAAGACACAGUGGAUAUCUUUGUUGAUCGCUAUAGAGACAUGGACAUUUCUGUUGUAGCUGGAGUUGAAGCUAGAGGGUUUAUGUUUGGGCCAGCAAUUGCCUUAGCUGUUGGUGCGAAGUUUGUUCCUUUAAGGAAACCCAGAAAGUUGCCAGGUGAAGUGAUUUCUGAAGCAUAUGAACUGGAAUAUGGAACUGAUUGUCUAGAAAUACAUGUUGGUGCUGUUCAGCCUGGCGAGCGCGCAAUUGUUAUAGAUGAUUUGGUAGCUACGGGAGGAACCUUGUCAGCAGCAAUAAGACUCUUGGAACGAGUGGGGGCUGAAGUGGUCGAGUGUGCAUGCGUAGUCGGAUUGCGGGAUGUUAAGGGGCAGAGUAGGCUCAAUGGCAAGCCGCUUUAUAUCCUUGUGGAGCCACGCCAAGUCUGUGAUUAUGAAUAUGCUCGGGUUGACUUUGCUGAAAACGAUGACGCUUGA